Molecule: messenger RNA, 9563 nt
Organism: Osmerus eperlanus (European smelt)
Lineage: Eukaryota; Metazoa; Chordata; Actinopteri; Osmeriformes; Osmeridae
Gene: cep290
Product: centrosomal protein 290
Exons: 55
Coding region: 371-8665 (2764 amino acids)
Biological process (GO): ciliary transition zone assembly; camera-type eye development; kidney development
Cellular component (GO): ciliary transition zone; centriolar satellite
Source: RefSeq, a predicted model, not a curated record
AUAGCAUAGAGUUACUUUUACACAUGAUGUAAAAGAUUCAAGGCAACAAUUACACAAUUAAAUGUUUUGAAAACAAGAUUUUUUGGUGGCUAAAGCUAGUUUGCUAUCUUACUAACAAGCUCCGAAAACCAAAGCCUCGGUAAAUCUGAGUUUUUUCCACUUUGUUGGCUAGCUCAGCUUGCUCGUUGCUGGUUUUCUUGCUAAAUAAUGUAAUUAGACUCAGUGAUUUCAAAAUGGAUAAUCUGCAUGUCGUCGGUAAACCAUCCCAUGUUGUAGCUAUCCUGUCGAGCUCGUUCCGUUUCACGUUGCUUUCUUUGGAAGAGACUCAUAUGAUCACACUCUGACAAACCAUCAACACACGGUUGUCACGAUGCCUCCAAAACUUGAUUGGGGUGAAGUGAUGGGAGCCGACCCAGACAAACUGCCGGACAAAGAAGUAGAGAUUUUCUACAACAUGCUCUCAGAGGUGAAAGAGUGGGAGCUGAUAGGAUGCACCCCAGACAAAAUGGUUCAGCUAUUUCGAGUGUCCCAGACUGUAAUGAAGAUGAAGGGUCAGGAAGCUACUGUAGCCUAUGAACUCAUUGAUAACGCUGGCUCAGACCAAGCAAUAGUUGAAAAUGAAUUAAGGGCCCGGGCAUUCAAGUUGGAACAAGAGCUAGAGAUGGCCCAGCGCUCAUCAGUGGGACGAGACACCCGCUUCUUACGGGAUGAGAUUCGCCAACUGGAGACUCAGUUGGAGCAAAGGGAGAAGGAAUACAGCCAGUUGGAGAAGGAAAUGAGCAAGGAGAAAAAAAACAACGAGGAAUUGAUAUUUCGGGCAGAGGAGGCCGAGGAGGAGAGCAGGAAACUGAAACGAGAGAUAAAACAGCUUAAGAAAAAGAACGAGCAACUUCAGCAGGAUGCAGACUUCUACCGCCGGGAGCUGGACCAGACGGAGCCAGUCCAGUCCAGAAAGGAAGGCAGUGAGACCCAGCGGAGGCUCAACUCAGCCAAUCGACAGCUCUAUCAGUGUAUGGAGGACAUCCAGCGGGCAGAAGACGAAAUAGUGCACCUGAAAACACAGAAUGAACAGAUGCAGAAGAGUCUUGAGGAGUCUGUAAAGGAGAUGGAAAAGAUGACAGACGAGUAUAACAAGAUGAAGAUUGUAGUGCAACAAACCGACUCCAUCAUGGACCAGCUCAGGAGAGAGAGGGAUAGUGCCAAGCUGCAGGUCAGAGAGCUGAGUGAGCAGAUCCAGAGCCGGGCCGAGGAGGACGACCCGGUUAUGGCAGCAGUCAAUGCAAAGGUGGAAGAAUGGAAGAGAGUGCUGGUAGGAAAGGAUGAGGAGAUCCUGGAGUACCAGCAGAUGAUCCACGAGCUGAGGGAUAAGCUACGCAGUGCCCAAAUGGACACAGACAAAAGCAAUGUCAUUGCCCUGCAGCAGGUCAUAUACGAGCUAUGCAGUGCAGUGCAAGAGAGGGAUAAUCAAAUCAAGAUGCUGACGGAACAAGUGGAGCAGUAUACGGGAGAGAUGGAGAAGAAUGCGUUGCUCAUAGAGGAACUGAAAAAGCCCACAGCAAAGGGCAGAGGCCUGUCCUCGACCCCCCAGCAGAGGAAGAUUGAGGAGCUGAACUCAAAGCUGCAGGCUGCAGAAACAAGAGCCCGGGAUUCAGAGCGUGUGGCAGAGUUAGCUGAGGCUGACGCAAGAGACAAAGACAAAGAUCUCAGUGAAACACUCAAUCGCAUGAGGACAUACGAGUCUGGAACCGAUGGCCUGGAGGCUGCAAUUGCUGAGAUCAAGGAGUGUAAAAACCAGAUAAGAUUGCGAGACCAUGAGACGGAAGCCAUGACCAAAGAGAUCAACCAGCUAGAGAUGCGAAUCAAUAACCUACUGGAUGAGAAUGAGGAUCUUAGGGAAAGACUCGGUCUAGAUCCGAAAGAGGAAAUAGAUUUGUCAGAAUUCCGAAGAACCAAAGAUCAUAGACAACGGCAGUACAAAGCAGAAAAUCUGGUCCUCACAAAAGAGAUUGAACGCCUGGAAGAGGAAAGACUUGAAUUGAAAAUACAAAUUCGACGCAUGGUGAAGGACAGGGGGAUAACACUGACCAGUUCAAUGCUAGAAGAUGAUAUCAUUACCAGCAAACACAUCCAGAUGACAACCAAGCAGACCUCCACUUUUGCAGAUGAGGAGAUAAAACGCAAGUAUGAUCAUCUGCUGAAGGACCUCAACACCAAGGAGAGAGAACUAGAGAUCCAGAAAACUCAGUCAUCUGAGUUAAAAGCCAAAUUGGAAGACUUAUCAAAGGACAAGAAGCAGUUUGAAGAAGGAAUGACAGAGAUCCUUCAAGCCCUAAAGGAUGCUCAACAGAGUGCCCCCGCUGGAACAACUGUUACUAUUCCCAGUCUAGAGAGGCUGGUCGAUGCAAUAGAGAUUAAGAACUUCACGUUGGCGGGAAAGUUUGACGCCAACCUGCACCUAAAGGCCCAAGUAAACCAGCUGAUUGGCAGAAAUGACGAGCUCAGACAGGAAAUGAGGUUGGCCCGGGACGAGGCCGCCAGCACCUUGAGUCAGCUUGUCAGAGCAAGAGAAAAUGUUGUCCAUUUACAGUGCGAGGUGGAGGCACUGAGGAAGUCUGGAGGCACUGGGACCAUCUUUAGGACCCUGAAUCUCCCCGAGGACAUGGCUCCAUCCAGCACUGAGGCCAUCAGUUCCCUGAAUGAGUAUGCUGUCAGACUGCUACAGGAGAUCAAAAUCAAGGAGGAGUCCAAUAAGAAGCUUGUGUUGGCCUUGGAGGAGUACCAGAGGAAGUUUUCUGUAAUACGCCACCAGCAGGGGCUCCUCUACAAAGAUCACCAGAGUGAGAAAGAGUGCUGGCAAAAGGAAAGGGAGGUGUUUACAGAACUAAAGAACAAGCUGGAAGAACAAAAGGAGGUGGACACAAUCAAAGUCAAAGAGUUCAAUCAUUGGCUGGACGCCCUGCAGAAGGACCCGGAGGAGGUCCGCAGGCAUGCGGCCGAGGCAGCCCGGAAGCUGACAGUGCUGCGGGUGAACGAGACGUGUCUGACGCGCUGCUACACCACCCUGCUGGAGCAGGAGCACCACCUCCGCAAGGAGAACGCCAAACUCAGGGCGGACUUCACCGCCAUGCAGGCCGCGGUCACCCAGCAGAUGGGCUACUUGCAGAGAUACAAGGAAAUGGCUGCAUACAAGAUGGCAGCGCUGCAGAGGGCCUUGGAUGAAAGCGUUCCUUCUUCAGAGCUAGAGAGGGCUAACAGGCAGUACACAGAGCUGACGGUGAAAUACAGGGACAUGCUUCAGAGGGACAAUCACCUCGUCCAGAGGACCACCAGCCUUGAACAUCUCAACAACGAGAACGAGUGUCUACACGAGCAAAUCUCCGGUCUCAACAAGGAGCUGGCGAUAACCAAAGAGAAACUUCAUACGUUAGAGCAAGCUUGGGAGCACAUCAACACAGUUGGUGGGGAGAGCGGCAUGGACAAAGCGGCCAAGGCGGUGGCCAACAGUGAGAUCGUGUCUGCCUCUAGAAGGAUCACCACGCUGGAGAUGAAGGAGCUGAACGAGAGGCAGCGCGCCGAGCACGCCCUCCAGAUGUACGAGCACCUGAGGAAGUCCCUCAGGCAGGUGGAGGAGCGCAACGCGGAGCUGGAGACCAAGUUUGCAGAGCUGACCAAGCAGAACCUGGAGGCCCAGAAGGUGGAGUGGGAGCUGAGGGACGAGCUGACCAACAGCGUGAGCAAGGCAGCGAGCGAUGCAGACCGCGCCAGGAUCAGCGAGCUGGAGGAAAGCGAGGCCCAGCUCCGGAUCGAAGCCUCUAAGUUGCGGGAGGUAUCGGACGUGGCUAAAAUGCAGGUGGCGGCUUUCGAGGCACGGCAGCAGUCCAGAGAGAAGGAAGUGGAAGCCCUACGGAGACAAGUUCUAGACUAUCAGUCCCAGUCAGAUGAGAGAGCCCUCAUUGCCAAACUACACCAACACAUUGUUGCGUUGCAACUCAGCGAGUCAGCCGCCGUGGGGAAACUGGAGGUCGCCACCACCCGCAUCCAACAACUGGAGGCCUACAAGCUCCGCGCGGAGCAGAAGCUGGAUGCCGGCGAGAGAUCCCUGUACCACGCUCGCCAGGCAGGACAAAAUCGUGUCCGGUAUCUACGCCAAAUCAUUCAGUCUUUGCGCAGGCAGUUUGCCGGAGCCCUGCCCUUAGCCCACCAGGAGAAGUUUUCUCAGACCAUGAUGAACCUUCAGGACGAUCAAGAGAAGGUGCAGAAAGAGAAAAAGUUGGCGGUCGAUGAGAGGAGAAAGGCUGAGGGAAAGGUGCAGGAAUCGGAGGUCAAGCUGAGAGGACUGGAGGAGCUUAUAUCUACACUGAAGGACGUGAAGGGUGCUCAGAAGGUGAAUGAGUGGCACAAGAAGAUGGAGGAAGUUCGUCUGCAGGAGUUGAGGCGGGGCAGGGAGCUGGGCGUCCAGAAGGAGGAGCUCAGACACCUGAAGAACCUGGUGGCCGAGCAGGAGCGCACUAUCCAGACCUUGGAGGAGGACAUAGUCCAACAAAACACUAUCCAGGAGGAGCGGCAGCUGUCCUGGGACCAGCGAGAGGUGGAGUUGGAGCGCCAGCUGGACCUCUACGAGAAGCAGCAGAAUGAAAUCCUUUGCACUGCCCGAAAGCUUGAGGAGACCACAGGUGCCCUGCUAGACCCAAGUCUUCCACUGGCCCACCAGUUGGAUUUUGCGCUGGGUAAAAUCAAAGAGCAAGUCCGCACCAUCCUGGAGACACAAGCCACCUGCAAAACUCUGGACGAGAAGCUGAAAGAAAAAGAGGCAGCCCUUUGGAAGGCGGAGCAGAAUGUCCUGUCUCGGGACAAGGUCAUCAACGAGCUGCGACUCCGCCUCCCUGCCUCUGCGGACCGAGAGAGGCUCCUGGCCGACCUCUCUAAGCACCAGGAGGACCAGUCAGAAAGCCAACCUGCCCUUAAAGUGGCCCACCAGACCAUCAACAAUCUGCAGGGUCGUCUGGAUCAGAAAGAGGAGGUUCUCAAGAAGUAUCAGAACUUGCUGGCAAGGGCUAGACAGGAACAAGAGGACAUGACCAAAAAACACAAGGAGGAGGUGAGGAUUCUGAAUCAGAAGCUGGACUUACACACGGACACUUCCCUGGACCGCUUCAAACAGACUGCGUUGGAACUGAUGAAGAAGCCCAGCAUCGCCGUGCCGACCACCAAGCACCUGGUGCGGCUGGCUGAGAUGGAGCAGACCGUGGUGGAGCAGGACAGCUCUCUCUCCACCCUCGACAACCGGCUCAAGGCCGUCAGCAGCGAACUGGAGCGCCAAAGGGCUGCCGCCAUCAUGCAGGCCAAGGAGCACGCUAUCGAGAGGUCAAAGUUGGAGGAGCACCAUGCGUCCCAGGUGAAGGCUCUGUCUGGGGAGGUGGAGGAGCAGCACGCCCACAUGGCGCAGAUGGAGAAGGAGCUGCACUACCUCCGCUCCGAGCUGGAGGCCCAGAAGGAGGCUAACAUCCGCUCGCCCAGCAACACCAUGAAGAGCCUGGUGGAGCGGCUGAAGGCCCAGCUCCACCAGAAAGAGAAACAGCUGAAGGCUCUCAGCAGAGCAUUGUUGGAGCUGAGGGCAGAGAUGACCUCCCACGCUGAACAGCAGAUUAUAUCUAAUGCAGCCCACAAGGAGGAGAGCCAUAACAUCCAGAGUCUGGUGGACAGGCAAACAAAAGACCUUAAGGCCGUAGUACUGGAGCUGAAGGAGGACCUCCAGGGAGCCAGAGAGUCCCUGAAGGCGGCUAAGGGGCGAGAGAACACCCUCAGUGAGAAGCUGGAGGGUCUGAGGAGAGACCUGCAGAAGAGCCAGCGAGCGGAGAGCUGUCUUCAGGGAGAGAAGGAGGAGCGCGACCAGGAGAUCCAGGUGCUGAGGCAGCGAGUCAAGAGGCUCAACAGCGGCCUGCAGAAUCAGUCAGAGGCUGAUUUGAAGGGGCCCACAGUGGAGGCACUGCAGAAGAAAAUUCGAAAAUUGGAGGCAGAGCUGGAGAAGAGAGGUGUUCCAGACCCUACAAAGAGGAAGAACUUAAACGAUGACAAGUCAUCGAAAGAAGAAAUGGCGCGCUGGGAGGAGGGCAAGAAGUGGCAAGCUAAGAUGGAGAAAAUGAAGGGCAUGCUGAAGGAGAAGGAAAGAGAAACAGAGACUCUCACUAAACAACUCAGCACCCUCAAAGAGCUUUAUGGCAGACUGGACCAGGAGAAGGCUUCUCUGCUGAGGAAGCUAAAAGGGCGCGUUGCCGUGACAGCCGAUCAGGUGGUCGGCGCACGCCACCUGGAGACUGAGAACGAGGUGGAGGAGCUGAGGAGGAGGAACGCAGGGCUGGAGCAAGAUCUCCUCAGCGUGAGACAGAAGCAGGCCUUACCUCGAGACACUGCCAUGGAGGAAAUGAACCGGAGGAACCGCCAGCUGGAGGAGAGGCUUCACUCACUGGAGGGCAAGAUGUCCGUGGAGCCCCCCUCGAGACCCUCUACAAAGGGUUUGGCGUCCCCGUCUCUGAGAGAGUUGCAUUGUCUUACAUUCGAUGUCAGGGUUGGGCCUGGGGUAGAGGACGAAACCAUGGAGGGUGUCCGUCUCACUUCGGCUCAGACUGAGGUGGCUGACGGUCCGUCUGACAAGCCAACAACCAGCCCAAACCAGACAGAAAGGCGGACCGACCUUGCAGGCAUGUGGGAUGUGAGCGAGGCUGAGCCUCAGAAACCAAAUGGAGCAGAACACAGAAAGCGUGACGGAACGGCUCCAACAAGCGGCGAGAAAGAUGGAGACACAAGAACGUACAGUGUCGGGGAGGACGCACGGCAGGUGGACGACGCACGGCAGGUGGACGACACAAGUGGCGAAGAGUCCCAGGACACCAAAGCCGACAUUGCUGCCGACAAAGCGGAUACGACCGCAGGAGAGGGUUUCAAUCCUGCGACAGACCUCCUAGGAGGCUCAGAGCGAAGCAGGAGUGAAUCCCAGAAGGGCGACGCUGAACCCCACAUGUCCCAGAGCCCGAACGAAGGGGAGCCAGACACAGCUGGGCUAUCAGAAAGAUCCGAAUCAUCCAAAUCCUUUCCUGGAGAAGGCAGUGAAACCAGGACAGAGGACAGGACGGACAGAGAGGAAGAGGGCGGUGAUGAAGAGGAAGUUGGUGAAACUGCUGAGGACACCUCCAUGGUGGAAGGCGAAGUCGAGGACAGCACAUCCACAGGACCACAGGGGGCAACUGGGAAACCCGAGGAGUCCUCUGUAACCGACGCAGACACAGACCCCAGCAUCGUCCUUAGUGAAGAUCUCGACAUUUUAGAGUCCGAGCUAGAAAGUAUCUGCAGUCACCCGGGCUUGGAAUCUGUUGUCGCCAAAAGAGAGCGAAAGGGCACAUCCAAAUGUAAACUUAAAUCCGCCAAGACGUCUGGACGAGGCACCAGCACCCCUGCUCAGAAGGAACACGAGCUGCAGAGGGAGAACCUGAAGCUCUCCUCAGAAAACCUGGAACUCCGCUUUCAGCUGGAACAGGCCAACAAGGAUCUUCCCAGGCUAAAGGAUCAGGUUGCAGACCUUAAAGAGCUGUGUAAUGCCCUGAAGAACGACAAGGCUGAAGUGGAGAGAAAGCUAAGCCACAUUCGUGGAGCGGGUCGCAGCGGUAAGACUGUGCCAGAACUGGAGAAAACCAUUGGACUGAUGAAGAGGGUGGUGGAAAGGGUGCAGAGGGAAAAUGAGGCUCUCAAGAAAAGUCCUGCAACUCUGACACAGGAGCAGUUCACCACUCUGAAGCAAGCACAUGAUAAACUCAAGAUUGAUUAUGGGCAUCUCAAGGAACAAACCGCAGCACAACUAAGCUCCAGACAAGAGUCCAAAGCCAAAGAAAUUGAGAAAAUUGUGAUGGAAAAUGAACGUUUACGAAAGGAAAUUAAAAGGGAGACAGAGGCUGUGGAGAAGCUUAGAGUGGCCAAGACUAGCUUGGAGGUAACUAAUGACAAGCUGGAGACUGAGCUUGAUGAAAUGAAGCAAAGACUACUGGCAGCACAGUCCAGAACCAUCCCCGAGGGAGCCGACAGUAAGACCUGGAAGGCAACUGUGAUAUCUAGACUGUUUGAGAAUAAGAUGAAGGAGUUGGAGAAGGACAACGCUCAGAAGACGUCCAGUCUGUCAGAGCUCAGGCAGCAGCUGCGUCAGGCCAGCGCCACGGAGGAGCGAGCGCAGCAUGCGCUCAGACAGCUGGAAGACCAGGUGGAGGUGUUGAAGAACUUUCCCACUGGAGAGCAGACGGAUCUCUCGAAGGACCUUCAGUCAGCUAUAUUGACCAAUAGAAAGCUGGAAAGGGAAAAGGCAGAUUUGGUUAAGAGGCUCCAUGAGUUAAGUGAGCGGCAUGGGACCACUUCUGGUGACUCUGCUAGACCAGGUUACGAAGAGCUGCAAAAUCUACUCAAGGCAACUGACCUAGAGAAAAGACAGUUAAAGGCUCAAGUAAAAAAACUGAAGACAGAACUGGAAAACUUUGAUCCAACAUUUUUCGAGGAAAUUGAAGACCUGAAGUUUAACUACAAUUUAGAGGUGAAGAAAAAUAUUGUUUUGGAAGAACAGCUAAAGAAGGUUUGUGAGCAGGUUGGUGUGGUGGCAGAUAUCCCUGCUAAUGUGUCCAUCAGCUAACCCAGGAUGAAUGUGCCUUUUAAAGCAGACUUUUAUAUGUCUAUGGUUUUGCACGAUAUCAGAAGACCCCUACAGUAGGUGACAUUUAGAUCUUGAAUGUAAUUGUGUUUUCUGUAGGACUUUUUAUUUAUAAAUGUUUUUCUGAUAAUAAUGGAGCUGUAUGAAAGAGCUGCGUAAAAUAGUGUACUUGUGCCAAUCACAUUCUUGACACAAUCAACAUUAAAGUUAUCUAGCUCUGCUUUAAUUCAAACAAAUGUAAACAAUCUUUGCAUUUUUGUAGUAGAAAAGUUCCAGUAGAAAGUUAUUCAACAUCUCUCCCUGGGAAGCCCACCCAUUCAAAUGCCUAUUUGUGAGAGGAAGGCCUAUUAUUAUUUGCAGGUCACAACAUGGCUAAUAAAUAGCGAUGAAGAAUCUUCAUAGUUAUAUUCCUUUUGCUCAGCAUUCAAAAAAACAUUUGUAUUCAUACAUUUUGUUUGAGGAGGACUGUUACAGUCACAUCUACUCAUUGUAUAUGCCAUAUCCAAACCCCUUUAAAUGUUCUAAUUAGAAAUAAUUGCAGCUUUCUUCUCCAUCAGAGAUACACAAUGCGCUUAUCUGGGCUGGAAAGCUCAAUACUGGUCCUCUAGAUGGCGCUGUAAUCCAAAUCAAUCUGUUAUGGCCUCUGUUGCCAGUGAAUAGACAUCAGUGCAUGUACAACAGCCAUGUAAGACAACUGGUAGACUUUUGAAGUAUGUUAUCCCCUCUAAUUGUGUGCUUAUGUUGACUGCUGAUGAUGACAGUAGUAUUGUAAGUUGCUGCCAGUUGGUUCCGGAGAUGGUUUACAUUCUUUCAUUUGAUAGUUUUUUCCAUAAUUGUGUGUGACCUGGAAGCUUAAAAUAAAAUGUCUAUAAUAUUUACA